This is a messenger RNA of Rubroshorea leprosula, 1329 nucleotides long. The record is from the annotation of a GenBank genome assembly. Lineage: Eukaryota; Viridiplantae; Streptophyta; Magnoliopsida; Malvales; Dipterocarpaceae.
AUCAAAUCCUUGCCUACCCAACACAAAACUUCAAGCUUUUCACUUCAAUUUGUGUGGGAUCUGCUGUAUUUUUGGUGUGGCUGUUGGGAUUUCUCUCUCAUGGCUUCAAGAAGGGCUGGAAGUAAAGGAAACAAGUGGGUAGUUCUAGCACCGGUGGUCAAGCUCAAGAAGAAGAAGGGUUCUAAAUCUUAUGUUCUUGCCAGUGAUCUUCCCUGGUUCGACUAUCUUCUUAACGAAAAAAGGGUGAACCUAAGAGGAUACAUUUUCCGGAGCAUAAUCAAGCCUUACUCACCAACUACGGGACUUCCUCAUGGUGCUUUAAUUACCAGAUUGGUGAAGAGGAACAAUAUUGAUCUUACCUCCUUUAGGUUCGAAACGGUUCCUGGUGGGACUACACUUACCAAAGCUUUUUUUGCAAAAAUGGACUGUUUGUUUAGAAAUGGCAUUUGGAUAAAGAAAGGGGAACAAGAAGGUGAUAUAGAUCAAGAAAUGGCAGAACAAGGGGCAGAAGAACAUGAAGAUGACAGCCCAAGACCAUUUCGAGUCUUCAUGCAAAGAACUAACCGUGAAACCAUGGAGUUAAUGAUAUCUGAGAUGCAGUAGCUGCACACCAACUUUUAUGGUUUUCGGACAGAAAUGAGAGGGAGAAUGACUAACGUGGAAGGAAAGCUUGAUCAGCUUGUUAAUCAUUUUUUUCCUCCACCCCCACCUGAUGCCACCUAACUUGAUAUUUCUUUAGUUUGGCUAAUCUUUAGGAUGGACAUCUUAGGGUUAUGCAUUUUAUGUUUUAUUUGACUAUGGAUAUGUCUUAAACCUUUUUAUCUUGUUUUAUGAAUGGAAAUGGCAUCACUUGUGUUAUCAUGCUUUGUGAAUGGUUGUUUAUGAUUUUGAUGAUUAUAUGCUCUUAUUGAAGGGGAGCAUUUUGUGCUUAAAUUGCUUUUCUUAAUGGUUAUCAUGCUUAAAUGCUUUAAAGAUUGAUGUGCAUGAAUUAAGGGGGAGUUUGUUGAUUAUGUGCUUUUUUAUGAAUGACAAAAAGGGGGAGAAGAAUAUGUUGAAUUUAAUGUCAUUUUCUAGAGUAUCUUUGUGCUGAGAUUCUAGCUAAUAUUGAAGUAUUUAUGUGCUUUAUCUUUGUGCUGAAAUUUUGGGUAAUAUUGAAGUAUAUAUGUGCUUUCAUUAAUUCAUUCUCAAAGUGUUUUGUCAUCAUCAAAAAGGGGGAGAUUGUUGUACCUAUGAUUUUGAUGACUACAAAACACAUUUGAGUGACUAAUUGGUUUAUUUAAGUAUGUAGUUAAGUUGCUAAAAGAUUGUAAGUAAACCCGGAUUGCACUA